GGCGGUGCGGCGCCUGCGCUCCGUUCGAACGAGAUGGCGGCCGACGGCUGAGAGCGGGCUGGCCGUCGCCCCUGUCAUCUCCUGCUCUGUCUUUGCAGGAUACCCUCCUUGGCGAAUGACUCCAGUAGGACGAUGGCGGACAGUGAAACGUCUAAGACAAGGCGGCAAGGAGGAGUCGUCGUGAAGUCUCGCUACCUGCAGUGCCAUAAGAAGAGCGUCAAGAAGGAUAAUUCAGCAAGCUCCUUUUCAAAGUCUGCUGCUGAACCAACCUGCACAACCAAACCAACGUCAGUUCUUCCUCGGAAAUGCAAAACUGGUACUGGUGCUGUUUCUAGAUCAUUAAAUCAGAGCUGUGCUGACAAGAAUCCCCUGCAGUCCACAUUAUUAGGUGAAGACAAAAGCAGUCUACCAGACCUUGAUCUUUCAGCUAUUGGUAGUGGUAAAAACAUCCUUUUAGAGACUCCUGUUUCAAAAUCUGCUUGUGAAGAAGGUCAGAAGCUGGAAAAAGAGGAAUGCAGUUCUGGUACUCUGGUCCAAGAGCUGAACUCUAUGACACUGCUUUUCACUUACCUAAGAGUAAAGGCAGAAAAAAAUCUUUCUGAGCUGGAGAAAAGAGCAGAACAAAACUUGUUGAAGUUGUGUGAAGAAAAGGAGAGGCAACGGGAGAAGCUCAGCAAGUUGAAGCGUGAAAUUCUACUCAGAGAGAGAGAGCAGAAACUCAGCGAGGCAUUAGACAAACAGAUGGAAGUACUUUCUUGCCUUGUUCCUGUGUGUGACCAGUUCAAAGAGCAAUAUAAAAGCUUUGCAGUUGCCCUGGAUGCUACUAGACAUGAGUUGCCCACAAAGAACAUUCACAUAGGAGAAGACAGACAAGCUUACCUUGAGGAACUGCAAAAGGAGAUGACCAUCACCCAGGGACUUCUGACAGAAGUGAUGCCAAGGUUCUCAGGAGAAGGUGCAAAAGCAUGCAGUAUGCUGAAAGAGCUGAAAGAGCUUUCUCAGAAAGUGGAUAAAGAGCUUCAAAGAAGCUUCACACAAGUACAGAACCUUUCAUUUCAAGUCAGUAAAGAAGUUUCUCUGCAUAACCAACAAGUAUGUGAAGAGAAACAUGGACUGGAUGUUGUGAAGCACUGGUACUUCGGCUGAGUGGGAUCCUGACAAGUGGGCACUGAGGCAGUGCCAGCACAGGGUGAGGGGCAGCUUACCCGACUGGUCGCUUCCACCACCAGAGCGUGAAACCAGCAAACAGAGCUGUCUUCUGCUUGGUGUCCCACAAGGAGACCUCUGUUUUUAAUGUGACUUUCUGCAGCACCUUUCACAUCGCCUUCUGCCAGUUGAACCAUAAGGAAUGUUAAACAGGACCUGUGUGCACUUAAACUGCUUGUUGGCAUUUCCUGAGACUGGUUUCAAGUAUGCUGAAAUGUGUCUCUUUCCAAAGUAGUGAUCCUUAGAGUGCAACAGUCGGAACCUAGGUGUGGAGGUGUGUAGCUGGUGCUAAUCUCCUCGGGAGGAACUGUGCCACAUGAGCAUCAGUCACUGAAUCAGCAGCCUCCGGGGGAGCUCUGCCUUGGUCUGAGUCCCUGAUUUCUGGAAUUGAUGAGAGAAGAGGCUGUGUGGGUGGCAAAUGAGACUGAUGCUUGGAAAGAGCCUGAAACAAGUGAAAAGUUGUGAGAGUUUGUUUCCUAAGUGUCUUGGGAGCAAAUUAUUAAAAUCAUAAAUGCUUUUGUAUUAUCCUGACACUUUCUUUUUAAAUAAAACUAUUUUCCUCUACUACA
Messenger RNA from Pogoniulus pusillus (Red-fronted tinkerbird), 1775 nucleotides. RefSeq names its product HAUS augmin like complex subunit 8 (gene HAUS8). The record is from RefSeq and is a predicted model, not a curated record. Lineage: Eukaryota; Metazoa; Chordata; Aves; Piciformes; Lybiidae. The transcript is spliced from 10 exons. Bases 133 to 1146 code for a protein of 337 amino acids.